UUCUUUUUUUCUCUAUCUCUCUCUCUCUCCUCCUCCCAUAUAUUUAAUUUAUUAUCAAAAUGGAUAUCUAUCCAAUAGAUGACAUUUCACCACCUGCCACACCACCAACGUUUACUUAUAAUGCUAUUCAACGAAACCUAGCUACAGCUUCUACUCGAUCCACUCAAAGACAACGAAGAACAUCAAUGAUGGACCUUAAUUCUGAAUUUCAAUUUGAUGAAGACCAACUUCUUCAUCUUCGACAACUGAAACAGUCCUUUCAACAACUCACACCGAAACAAAAGCAAUACUUUUUACAUGAGAUAAUCAACAGUUGUGAUAAUUCUCAACUAACUUAUCUUAAUGACCUUAUUGCCCCAAGACUUAAAAUUGAUUUCCUAAAAGAAUUACCGAUUGAAAUCUCUUUACACAUCUUGACAUUUAUUGAUGAUCCUAAAACAUUAGCAAGAGCUGCCUGUGUAUCAACUCUUUGGAAUUCAUUAUUAAAGGAUGAGGCAACUUGGAAAACAUUAUGCAUGAAGCAUCAAUAUCGUAGACGUAAUUCUAGUAUUUGUGGUGGUGAGCUCUUAGAGCCCCCUAGUCAACGUCGAAACUUUUCUUAUCGUGAAUAUUUUAAGAGAAAAUAUAAUAUUGCCUCUGCUUGGGCACAUGGAGGUGGUAAAGUAAAGGUGGUAGAAGAAGGGUUUGGAGAAGGUUUGGUCACUUCUUUACAAUACGAUAGUAAAUUUAUUGUUGUCGGUUGUGAUAAUCAUCGUAUUGAGGUCUUUGAUGCAAAUACAGCCGAGAAAAUACGGACUUUAGAAGGGCAUGAAGGCGGCGUAUGGGCACUCCAUUUCAAAGGCGGUGAGAAGUAUGACCCAGGUCGUAUCUUAGUUACAGGCGGCUGCGAUAGAGAUGUGCGUGUAUGGAACUUGGAUACUGGAGAGCUAUUACAUGUGUUACGUGGCCAUAACUCAACUGUAAGAUGCUUAAAAAUGAAAGAUAAAAGAAUUGCAGUAACAGGUUCAAGAGAUACAACAAUUCGAGUAUGGGAUAUUCAACGAGGUGCUUUGAUACAUGUCCUAUUAGGACAUCAAGCUUCUGUACGAUGCAUGGAAAUUUCAGGCCAUAUUGUUGUCUCGGGUUCUUAUGACUCUACAGCACGUGUAUGGGAUUUACGUACAGGUCGAUGUCUUCAUGUUCUUGCAGGUCAUUAUACACAAAUUUAUUCAAUUGCCUUUGAUGGCCACAAGGUUGUUACCGGCUCUCUUGAUUCUAAUAUCCGAGUUUGGUCAGCGGAGACAGGUCAAUGUUUAGCCACUUUACAUGGUCAUACUUCAUUAGUAGGACAAUUACAGUUAUCGGGUUCUACAUUAGUUAGUGGUGGCUCGGAUGGUUGUUUACGUGUCUGGGACCUUCAACAUUAUGAAUGUAUUCAUCAAAUAUCAGCCCAUGAUAAUUCAGUAACUUGCCUUCAAUUUGAUGACCGACGUAUGAUGAGUGCAGGUAAUGAUGGUCGUAUCAAGUUAUGGGAUAUAAAACAAGGUCGUUUAAUUCGUACUUUUACUCAACCUGCAAAGACAGUUUGGAAGAUACAAUUUACAGAAACAAAGGCUGUAGUUGUUAUGCAACGUAAAGUAUCACCUAAUUCAGAAGAAGGAAGAACAGUGAUGGAAGUUCAUGAUUUUGAUGUAGAAGAUGAAGAGGAUUACAAUCCAAUUUCUACUAAAAUGCUUAUAGAUACCAAUUAGUUUAUUUGUUUUUUUUUUCCUACUAUUUAACAGUAUAUAAAUAUAUUCCUUUUUUCCCCCUCCUUCCUUGUAUUAUAUUGUUUAUUAUUUAAUAAAUUGAAUGUUAUUAAAAUAUUUAAUAAA
Messenger RNA from Cokeromyces recurvatus, 1853 nucleotides. Its product is annotated as WD40-repeat-containing domain protein. The record is from RefSeq and is a predicted model, not a curated record. Gene Ontology annotation, molecular function: protein binding. NCBI's taxonomy places the organism in Eukaryota, Fungi, Mucoromycota, Mucoromycetes, Mucorales, Mucoraceae. The coding region runs from base 60 to 1730 and encodes 556 amino acids. The transcript is spliced from 2 exons.